AUGAAAUCAAAUGAAUCAAUAAAAGGUCAUUCAUUAACAUUAUCAGAAGAUGAUCCAGUUAUGAAAACCUAUAAUAUUUAUACUACAUCUUCUCUUAAUGAUUAUCUUUAUCUUUUUCAAUAUCCUAUACGACCUUCAAUACAACCUUAUACAGAAGAAUCAUUUAGCAAACCAUUAGAAUUACGAAUCAAACCUAAAUCAGGCCUUGUUGAAGUGGAUGUGCCAAUAUAUACACAACAAUAUUACAAUAAAGAACGCGGUAUUGAAUUUUCUAAAAACCUAGAAAAUGAUCCUACCAAAAACAAAUCUCCUAUACUUGAUUUUCAAACUCUUAAUUCAAAAAUAAGUCCUUGUCGCAAUUAUUACAUGGUUGGAAUUAUUCGUGGAGAUGAACUUCAUCUUUCACCAGUAAACUAUACUCUUCAGCUUAGACCAAGUUUUAAACACUUGAAUAGCCUUUCCGUUAAAGAAGUCCCUGUAACAGGUUCCCUGUCAAAUCUCAAAUCUACUAGAGCAGUACAAACUUCUGCAAAAUCCCCAGAGUAUUCACAAACACUAACACUUUCUACUACUCAUAUUCUUCGUUCUAUUGAGAGCGAGCCGUGGACAAAACUUACUUGGAUAGAUUCUUCGUCGACAAUGAGUAAAAAGAUAUUUGAGCAUCUUUAUUCUAAUGAUAUAAAUGUUUUUAUACAAAAAUACGACUCUAAAGAAAAUUAUCUUAAAAGUAUAUCAAUUGCAAAGUCAAAUCAUGUAGAAAAUGAUACUAAAAGGGAAUCUUAA
Molecule: messenger RNA, 783 nt
Organism: Pneumocystis jirovecii RU7
Lineage: Eukaryota; Fungi; Ascomycota; Pneumocystomycetes; Pneumocystales; Pneumocystaceae
Product: DNA-directed RNA polymerase III subunit C37
Exons: 2
Coding region: 1-783 (260 amino acids)
Biological process (GO): DNA-templated transcription
Cellular component (GO): nucleus; RNA polymerase III complex
Source: RefSeq, a predicted model, not a curated record